GACGUUGUUCAGCAUUUUACAACUAUUCUUCCAAAUGGAAUACUGGAGGCCAAUGGAGAGCCUGUAAAAAGGAGUAUCUGGUUUUUGUUAAUUGAGCAACAAAUCUAGAAAUUGAUCUGACAUGGAGUUGACUGUGUCCAGCUGUGUCUCAAUGUUGGUCUACAUCUUCACCUUCUUGCUCGGACUUCCCGGCAACCUCCUUGUUCUUUUCGUGUACAUCCGUAAGGCUCGAAAACACGGUGCCACUCCCAAUGUAGUCUACGCUCUUAACCUAUGUGUGGCAAAUCUCGCUCUGGUGUUGUGGAUGCCAGUCAAAGUGGCCGAGACGGUGCUUCAGAGUUGGGCGCUUCCAGCUGAGGUUUGUCCCGUUUACAGCUUCUUUCUGUUCUUCUCGGUCUACGGUAGCAGUCUGAUCCUCACAGCAGUCGUUGUGGGCCGUUACCUGAGUAUCGCCUUCCCCAUAACUUACAAGCUCUACCGCCGGGGCCGUACUUCUUGCCUGGUGAGCGCCAUCUUGUGGGCUUUAGUGCUCUUACACUUGGGUUUUGCUUAUCUUGCUGAAGGAGGGGGACAUUUUGUGUCUUUAUCAGAGCAUAAUGUCUCCGCAUGCUAUGAAAACUUCACCCAGGAGCAAUUGGAAGUGCUGGUGCCAUUACGCCUAGAGAUGGCGCUGCUGCUCUUUCUCCUGCCACUUGUUUUGUCAGCAUUCUGCACGCUGCGCUGCCUUGUGCUUGUCAGACACUCUUCUUUGCCCUCUGCUGGGAAAAGAAGGGUAUUAGCCAUUGCGCUCUCCACAUUAGUAGUGUUUGUGGUCUGUUAUGGACCCUACAAUGUUUCCCACGUGGUGGGCUUUGUCUUGAACACUAAUGUGGGGUGGAGAAGUGAAGCCAUGCUUUCGAGCUCCUGCAAUGUGUUUCUAGAGCCCGUGGUUAUGUUGAUGCUUUCGCCGUGGACGCCGAGGGAUUUGGUAGACAGACUUUGCCGUAAGCAAAGGGACGCAUCAUGCAAGUUGUGGCAUCAGCAUCACUGCAGUAGGGCUUCCAGGAACCCUCAAACAACAACUACACAGGCUGUGUCAAUAAUAAGCCAUGGAGAAUCUAAAGAUGACAAAGCAAGAGCAAACAAAGCAGACUCGUCAAUAAAAGUGACCUGAUUAGGGUACCGCCACACACUCAUGGAACAAAUGAGAACAUGGAAUUUUGUGAGUGUGCGUCACCCAAACAGACAUAUUUAGGGGAAGGAUAUGAGCUGUAAGAUCAUGUUUUAGUGGCCAUUAAAAAUAUUGAAUGAGAAAGUGCACAUUCUUUUAAAAAAUAAUGCCUUUUUUUUUUUUUUUGGCACCAGCCAUUUAUGCACUGCUUCCGCUAUUCACUAAUGGUUACCUCUGUAUUACAUAGUGAUUUUAACCAAAAAUAUAAACUAUAGUAAAUAAAUAUAGUUAGCAAUUAUUGUAAAAUAGUAAUAUCUAUUAGAUCCUUUAAACAUAUGAGAAGUGUAAAUACUAAUGAACCAUGUACUUUGUAACUAUUCUGUGAAACACUUAUUCUGUAAUUAUUGUUAUUUCUACUAUAAUUAUUACUGUGAAUGUGUAAUAUGUUUUAAAGUGGGCACUGUAAAUAUAAAUUGCCACAUUCUCUGGGA
Messenger RNA from Ctenopharyngodon idella (grass carp), 1641 nucleotides. RefSeq names its product free fatty acid receptor 3. Gene Ontology annotation, molecular function: bioactive lipid receptor activity. The transcript has a single exon. Gene Ontology annotation, biological process: G protein-coupled receptor signaling pathway; positive regulation of cytosolic calcium ion concentration; response to fatty acid. Gene Ontology annotation, cellular component: plasma membrane. The record is from RefSeq and is a predicted model, not a curated record. Bases 122 to 1153 code for a protein of 343 amino acids. Lineage: Eukaryota; Metazoa; Chordata; Actinopteri; Cypriniformes; Xenocyprididae.